Messenger RNA from Daphnia carinata, 561 nucleotides. RefSeq lists its product as uncharacterized. NCBI's taxonomy places the organism in Eukaryota, Metazoa, Arthropoda, Branchiopoda, Diplostraca, Daphniidae. The transcript is spliced from 4 exons. Bases 87 to 530 code for a protein of 147 amino acids. The record is from RefSeq and is a predicted model, not a curated record.
GCACUGGCUGUUGGUGUUUGUAAUCGCAACGUUGCACAGGUCCUCACAACUUCGUCUCUUCGACUUGACGUGGAAUUAUUGGAAGAAUGGCAUUCCUUCUGAAAAUGGUUUCAACAUCUACGAUGGUGGUUGGCUUCUUGGCCAUCUUCUUUCAGACGUGCGAGCUAAUCAUUUUUCGAUCAGCAAAUAACGGUUUCAAAGAACCUGAUGUCGUUUCUGCGGGUAUCUGGGGCGGUGUCUUCCUCGUCCUUUUCAGUCUCCUUCUUCUGAAUAAUCGACUACGGGAUACUUUGGCCAUACAGGGUUUGGCAGUGUACGGUAUUCUCGUUGGCAUGACCGUUAUUGGAUUGUAUUCGUGGAGCGUCAGCAGAUAUCAAUCGGCCAUUCCCAAUUGUGGCAACAUCAACAUUUCCAACGUGACACUAUGUGGACGGGUUGCUCUCGAUUCGUUGCUCAUCUUCUGCGGCAUCUUGACCGUGGGGCUCAGCGCAGCCACAACAAUCUUGGCGUCAACGUUUGCGUUAGACUGAAAAAUUCAACAAUUAAAAAUUAACAAUGGAC